CACAUCUCUUUCAUCUCACGGCGCACAGAGUACAAAGCAAGGGCCACAUCCAACUUUCAAUACCCGCCCCGACUCUGUUGACCUGCAUGUCAAAGACUCAAUGACCUUUCCUGCCCAUUCAUUGCAUUCGUCUCAUUCUUACAUUGCUCAUCCGCUUUCACCACCUCAAUCUACUGUGGGCUCGACACCAGCUGCACAGACUGUCGCCACGCCAACCUUAACAAAUUUGCCUCCGUGUUCUCACGAAAGUCCACAGCAGAAUUCACUCAAAGGGAGAAAUCUAUUCAGCAACGACCGGUGUAGUUGUCAGCCUCCUCCUUUGUCAUAUUCGUCAAUUAUCGUAGCCUCCAACGAAGUUGACCAAAACAAAAACCUUAGCAUACACCAGCACUGCUCAAGAAAAGAUUUCUCCUCACUUGAAGACACUGAUAGAAUGCAACAGAUUGAUUACAUGCCUGAACCACAGCAGGGCUUUUCACUACCACUACACAAAGGACCUGCUGCUUUGUCAGCCAGACCUGGCUCAUUGCACAAGCCAACACUAUCUUCAAAACGGAUGCGUCCACCAUUGGCAGAGAUAUCGACUUCGGUAAUCCCUUCAUUGUCUACUACACAAAUAACAAGUAGUCCAUUGUCUUCAGAACAGAACUACCAAACAGGCCCUUGCGCCGACAUUAUUGAGCACUCCAAAAGUACCAAUCAUACUCAUCGAAGCAACAAAGUUACUAAUAAUGUUAAUCAAACUGCACAUGGAGAGAAUAUGCUCAUGCAUGAUCAAUUAUCGAGGCCCCUUCCUUUGUCACUUGCUGCAGUUCGACCGCUGGGUGUGUCCCAACAACUAUAUCAUUACCCAGAGCAUCUUCCAGAACACGCGAAUAUCAAUUCGACUUCUUUAAAUCCAGUAACUGAUACAGAAACAAGUAAACCUCUGGCCAAAAAAAAUACUUUGCGAUGUCGUUUAUCUCGCGAUGCCAGAGCGCUACGAACACGCAUCCGGAAGCUAUGGAUGGACCCUCGUGAAUCAGAGCAACAGAGGACUCGGCGCAACCCAAAGAAUCAAUACAUUAUACUGGAGGAGUCCUUAUUAGGAAUACUUCAAAUGGUACCUCCUAUCGUUCAGAAUGCAAAAGCACCAAAGCUUAAUCUAAGCAUGAUCCGUCCUAUUGGACAUUUAGAACCCGGAGGAACCAAUGCUUCAUCAAUAUCUGAAGCUACACCCGUGGCUGCUUCUAUUCACACCACAGAAUCCUCUAUAAGGCCCAAGGCAGCACUACCUCUGUCAUCGGCACCAUGGACAGACCCAUCGACCCUUGCGUUUGCGAGUUCAAGCAGUUCACACUCAAAAUCUAGCGGAUCUACACCAACUACCCCCGUCCACACACGUACUCGAACUACAUCGACUAAUUCGGCUUCGACGGUCAGCGCAACACGCUACCAGAUUGCGACUAGCAUUCUGCAGCCCAUCGAGCCUCCCCUAACAGAUGUUGCACAGCCUACAGCCCUCUCGCCUACAAGCACCGCACUUCUUGGAGAGCCGGCCCUCAGUACAAUUAUGGCGAGUGUAGUCAGCCCCUCUAGCCCUGCAACAUCUACCACACUUGAUGCAUCGGUCUCUGAACCGUGCAUUGAGGAAAGCAGUGGGAUUUUGAUCAACAAACUACUAAUGCUUUCCAGCACAUUCACAGGAGCUAUUAGGACACUAUGCGAGCAGCAGAAUGAGAAAGUGCUGCGCUUUGAUGAUGAUAUGAUCCUUGAUCUGCUAACAAGAUGGGAGCAAGAAGCUGGCAAAACUGACGGAGACGAGGAGCCAGAUAACUCCAGUUCAACAUCGUUAGUCACCUUAGGGGCGACAAAUGCUUUGGAGCGAUAUCAGCUCAUGGUUAGCAGGGUAUGGGAGGAGACUGAGGUAAUACUCCUAGGGAUUCGGAAGGUUCGAGAUCUUGUUGAAUUUGGGAGAGUACAGCAUUUUCCGGAUUUUGAUGACGACGAUUCUGAAGAAGACUCCAUGGAACGUAAUGAAGAAGUUAAACAAAGCCUCUAUUCCACGCUGCUUUUACAUUCGCAUGGCUUGGUAACUGUACUCGGUGAAUUCCUGGAGUGCGUUUCUGGUAUCCAACGCUUGGUCGGUACUCUCAAAAGUCAAAGAAAAGAUUCACAGGAAAAUCAGGGCGGCUUAAGCAUCACUGGUGUUCUUGAACGAAGUGAACCAGCUUCAGAAGUUAACCUCAUGUUUGAAGAGCCUCGUCCAGUUAAGCAUCUUGACCCUGCUCUUAUGCGUAAACUAAAGCCUAAAGCGCCGUUUAAGUCGAUCGCAGACAAGGUGCGUAGAUCAUUCUCAGACUUUGCACAAAAGUCAACCAACUCGUUGCUGAAGAUUUUCCCACCCCUGGGGGAUGGGACCAAUGAAGGAUUUGACUGGGAUUCAUACUCUGAUGGUGAGUAUGAUUCAGAAGAGUUAGUGCCUUCGGAAGUGGGCAGCUCACUCUGUAGAGACGGCGAUGCGCAUGUCCGCACACUUUCCCCACUAGGAAGUCCUGGGCUUACCCCUAAUAAGCAAAAGCAACGACAACAUCGGCCCAGGUCUAAGGAUUCCUCAGACUUUUCAGGACAAUAUUGGCCAGGGUCAACGAGACUUGGCCUUUCGGACGACAGUAUGAGCCCGACCAACGUGGUCUCGCCCAGCACGGUGCUUGUCAUGCCAGGGCCCACGUUUGACGCGCAAAGUAUGGCAACACCUCCUAGUAUAAAUUCUGAAAGAACAAUCGAUUCGAUCAGUGUGCGCCUCCGAAUGAGCAGGCCUGGGACGCCAAAGUCACUCGAGUCAUUUCAUGAAGAGACUGAGCCAACGUGUUACUUUACAUAUAAACCUGAGCCUCAAGUACCGUUGCCACCACUCCAGACUUCCAAGUCUGAGAGCAAAGAAAUGCGUCAUUCCAUUUUAUCUCCUCGACGGAAUCCGCAGAAAGAGGCAUUUACCGGGCUUAGCAUAUCAACGCCAAUCCCAAGCUCCACAAGGCCGUUCUCGGUAUAUUCCUCGGAAUCCGAGGCUCAGACAGCCUCCCCUUCGCGUAACAACUAUAAAGCACGGCCUCCAAAGCCACCCGUUCUCAGCCAAGCCAUGGUCAAGGAAGACGAGCUUAAUCGAGACGCGCAAGAGGCUAAUCAGGAAAGGACCCCUAAUAACCGAACAAGCUCAUGCCCUGCUAUUCGAACCAUAUCCGCGCUACAUACAGACCCCGUCACAUUGGAUUCACCGUUUACUAGGCAGACAAGUAUUAGGAUGGUCAAUGACCGGGACCGAUAUUCCGUCAAGAUGCCAUCCGACGAUAUACUUGAGCCUAGACCAGCCAGGGCUUCCAGCCGCAAUUCCUCUCCUACAUUCUGGCGUCGGAGAAGCUACAAUGACGCACUGGGGAAAAGCCGAUAUGCCGUACAGCUUGAGUCGGACGUAUCAGCUCUAUCUACGCCUCUAACCUCUGAGUUUUCCUCUAAUUGCAGGUCUUCUGUUCGCUUGUCGUCCUAUGAAUUUUUGGUGCCUUUCUUUUCAAAAGAAGACUCUAGCAGUCCUGCAAGCACCGCCACGACAGUCUCGACAGACGGCAGCCGCAUGAGCUCUGGAUCAUACUCAAAAUAUUCAUCGACUAUAGGCCGAUAUAACAACCAUCGAAGACAUUCUAGCCCCUUGAUCCCGGGAGUCGAAAGGGCACUAGCAGAUACACUCGGCCGCCGUACGAGUGUAUCUUUGAAUCAAAAUUGCCAAUUAGUAACAAAGACUUCAAUUGCCUCAGUAAUGAAUCGUAAUUCUGUGCAUAUGCUGCCAACUCUAACUGAGGAUUCCAAUCAGCAGCAGCAGCAGCAGCAAUAUAGCUCAACCUCACUAAAGAGCCCUGAUCAACUCGCAUUAUUUACAGAGGUCGAGUGCCUGGGCGUUCGCUCUCGGCCGUGGGCUCCACAGAAGGAUAGUAAUGCUUAUGACAUCGCAGCUCGAAAUCAUGGAACGGUUGCUGAUUAUCAUUCUCGAUCGAGAGAUUACAAAGAGCAGCAGAUGCAGGUUCAAAAUCAGUACCAGCGUCAGUACUUGCAAGAGUCCCAAGGCCAAUGUCCUGAAAAUAAUGAGGAUCGUAAGGGGGAUGAAAUGCCUCGCCGACCUAUUACAGAACCUCGACUUGGUGACAUGCGAAAAGCAUGGGAAAUCAUGAACCUGGAUGCAAAGCGUGUAAAUCCUUAUUCACAUCUACGAGCUUAUGCCAGAAGUCAACCCGGUCAAAAUAAUCUCUGGGCUUUGAACCACCCAAAUGCACUUCAAAGCUCAACAUCCCCUCGCGUUCUUCACAUCUGUGAAAAUAAUGUGGAUGUGCUUGUACUGCAAAUGUCAGGAGGAUAUUUACAAGUGGUCGCAGGUUUAUUAGAAAAAUUGAUCGAGCGACUUGCAGACCAAAAUGAGCAAGAUAGUGAAUAUAUCAGCUGCUUUCUACUUUCUCAUUCAUUUUUUAUCGAUUCUGAGGACCUAUUAAAACGGCUGAUUGCACGGUUCCAUAUUCAGCCUCGUCAAGGAGAGAUGCUUUACUUUGAGAAGUGGCAAGUGGUCAUUCAAAUUAAGGUUCUUUGUGUCCUCUAUCGGUGGAUCCAGCUUCAAUACGAAGAUUUUGAACGAAACCCAAACCUCUUAAAAACCUUAAAAAAAUUCUUAGAGGUUGAUGUGCGCAUGGGUGGAUUUGUUAAAGAGGCAGGGUACAUCGAGGAGAGAAUCAAUAUUAGGAGUCUAUCACCAAAAAAGAAUUGCAGUGUGAUCAUGGAACAGGGUCGAUUCUGCCUUCAGCGGUCGAGGACUCGAAAGAUUAGCCUGUCUAAAAGUCAAAGUAGAUCACCACAUCCAUUGGCGUCUCCUGGUGGUGUUUUAUCAAACUCUGUCCCACAUUCUCCUGGUACGCAUGUGAUUGAGCAAGGACCAGCUCCAGAGCUCUCUCUAGUAUCUCCAAUCCUUCAGGUCGGCACUCUUGAGCUGGCAAGGUACCUGACCUUGGCAGACAUGAAAGCGUUCAGGAGUAUCACCGUUUAUGAACUCAUGUCAAGCCAGUGGCAGAGGCGUCAAGCGGCAGAGAAUACGAAACGAGUAAACAGCGAAGAAGACGAAAAAACCGUCUCCGGCCUGAAUAUAGACGACUCAGGCAUGGUAGAUGGUGGGGCUAUUGAGGCUUUCACUCGACGAGCAAACAUGCUGAGUUACUGGGUUGCGCAUGAGAUCUUGAGCAUUGGGAGCCCUAAGACAAGGAAGCAGCUCAUCAAGAAAUUCAUUGAAGUAGCCAAGAUUUGCCGCUCACUCAACAAUUUGCACACAUGCAUGUUCAUUGUUUCGGCCUUGAUCUCGACCCCAGUGCGUCGCCUUGCCGCGACCUGGAAGCUUAUCAAAAAGAGGGAGAUGAAAUCUCUACAACAACUUGAACAGCUACUCGAUCCAAGUGGGAAUAUGAGGUGUUACCGUCAAGCACUCGGGGAAAUAGAGGCCCCUGCUAUUCCCUUUUUGCCAAUCUUGCUAAAAGAUAUCACAUUUAUCCUUGAUGGUAAUCCAACGAUGAUUCCAUCAAGGUUUAAUGGCCAGCCGCCUCCUGUUUCAGCCAAAGAUGGCAUCAAUACGAAUAAGAUUUCAAGGACUUCAGGCACAGCCGCAACACUAGUUGAAAAGAGCAACCCCUUAGUCGCUUGCACAUCAGGACUCGGGUCAGGCAUGAGCUGCGGCUUUGAAGCAGAAUCAGACCAAGGACAGCUGGUGAAUUUCGACAAAUUCAGACAACUGACCCAAUAUGUUGAAGAUUCGGUUGAUUUGGCCAAAUCAGCCGAUUACUGGUUUGAGCCUCAACUAUUGCGCCAAGCACGAGUCUUCCGACCCAAUUCGCCUUCAUUUGAUGAUACGAAAGGAGAGUACAUCAAUGGAGGAGGCAAUAACGCCAGUAACAGCAAUAAUAGGUAUUAUAGUCCUCUAGACUCGUCCCGUGGUCCUUUGGAUCACAUCUCGGAAAUUGUAGAACGCAGACUGGUCAAGGCAUCUGGACUGUAUGGGGUUCAUCAAAGAGUUAUUGAGGUCGAGUUUUUGACAAAAUCUAAGAGUAGCAGCAGUUUGUGGAAAGGAGGCGCUGGCAUUGGGAAUAUUCAUAGCAGUUUUGGCGGAGGAGGAACCAACGGAAGUGUAAAUGGAUCUAAUGUAGGCGAGACGGUGAUUCGAGCAAUACAGGGAGAGGAAGAGUACUUAAUGGGUCUCAGUCUGAUGUGUGAGCCAGGUCGCUAACGAGGAGGAUUGUUAGUACAUGUAAUGGAAAAGCAACAAUGGAUAGCAGCAACAACAUACCCUAAUCAUGUGUCGUACUCGUAGAAAAAGUAUUUUUAAUCAAUACACUUGCUUCAUUGUGUUGGAGCGCCCAACA
Molecule: messenger RNA, 6419 nt
Organism: Lobosporangium transversale
Lineage: Eukaryota; Fungi; Mortierellomycota; Mortierellomycetes; Mortierellales; Mortierellaceae
Exons: 12
Coding region: 101-6283 (2060 amino acids)
Biological process (GO): positive regulation of GTPase activity; Ras protein signal transduction
Cellular component (GO): plasma membrane
Molecular function (GO): guanyl-nucleotide exchange factor activity
Source: RefSeq, a predicted model, not a curated record